AGCCGUUGGAAAUGGCGAGUCAGUCGCAGGGAAUUCAACAGCUGCUUCAGGCCGAGGAACGGGCGGCGGAGAAGGUGGCUGAGGCUCGAAAACGAAAGAAUCGCAGAUUGAAGCAAGCAAAAGAGGAAGCUCAAGCUGAGAUUGAACAGUAUCGCCUGCAGAAAGAAAAGGACUUUAAAGCUAAGGAAAAUGAUGCACUUGGUUCACAUGGUAAUUCUGCAAUUGAAGUUGACAAAGAAACCCAAGAGAAAAUUAGUGAAAUUGGAGCAAGCUAUGAAGAGAGCAAGGAAGUUGUCUUGAAUACUCUUCUUGGUUUGAUUUAUGACAUUAAACCAGAAAUUCAUGUAAACUUUCGCAUUAAUGGUUAGAACUGCAAUGUAGUUUUGCCUUAAGGAAUAAAAGCAGCUGGUGGAAUAGCAAUAUUUUGUAAUAUUACCAUGAUUAUGCAAACUUAUUUGUGCAGCAUUUAUAUUUCUCAAUAAAAUCUGCA
Messenger RNA from Hemiscyllium ocellatum (epaulette shark), 490 nucleotides. Its product is annotated as V-type proton ATPase subunit G 1-like. NCBI's taxonomy places the organism in Eukaryota, Metazoa, Chordata, Chondrichthyes, Orectolobiformes, Hemiscylliidae. Gene Ontology annotation, biological process: proton transmembrane transport. Gene Ontology annotation, cellular component: vacuolar proton-transporting V-type ATPase complex. The transcript has a single exon. The record is from RefSeq and is a predicted model, not a curated record. Gene Ontology annotation, molecular function: proton-transporting ATPase activity, rotational mechanism. The coding region runs from base 12 to 368 and encodes 118 amino acids.